UAUGCUCACUGUUCGAUCCAUUUCAAGCACCAACCGGCAAACGCUAUUGCCUUAUGCUGUAUCGUUGUCAGAUGGGAUUGAUAGCACAACAAUAAUUCUUCUGCUCUGCUAAUUAUUAGCUCUCAUCUUCCUUUCUUUCUUUCUGAAUCAUUCUCUGAAAGCAUGUGGAGAAAUAUAUAAGCAGCAGAGCAGAGCAGAGCACAAUCUGAUUCAGUAGUUGAGAGAGAGAGAGAGAGAGUAGAGGUGAUGGGCAGCUCAUCAGGGCUAGUGGAUUGGAGGGGGAGGCCGGUGGACACCUGGAAGCAUGGAGGAGUCAGGGCGUCCAUCUACAUCCACAUGCUUGUGUGGCUGAGCAACGUGUCGAACAUCGGCAACAUGACGAACAUCGUGAGCUACCUUAGUGUGAAGAUGAACAUGGGGGUGGCCGCCGCCUCCACCACCUCCGCCAGCUUCGUCGCCAUGAUGCAGGUCUUCACCAUCCCGGCCGCCUUCCUCGCCGACUCAUACCUCAAGCGCGUCUACACCGUCCUCUUCUUCGCCCCAAUAGAAAUCUUGGGCUACAUCCUCCUCGCCAUCCAAGCACACGUCCCCUCGCUGCACCCGGCGCCAUGCGAGCUCGCCGGCGCCGCUGCAGGCGCCGGCGCCGGCGCCACCGCCGCCACGACCGAGGCGGCGCCGGGGACGUGCGAGACGGUGCACGGGUCGAACCUGAGCCUGCUGAUGCUGGGGCUGUACCUGAUCUGCGUGGGGGAGGGCGCGGUGCGGGCGUGCCUGCCGGCGCUGGGCGGCGACCAGUUCGACGAGGGCGACGCGGCGGAGCAGCGGCAGGCGGCGAGCUUCUUCAACUGGUACGCGUUCGCCGUGUCGCUGGGCGCGCUCGUCGGGCUGGUGGCCGUGGUGUGGGUGCAGGACAACAAGGGGUGGGACGCCGGCUUCGCCGUCUGCGGCGCCGUCGUGCUGCUCGGCCUCCUCGUCUGGGCCGCCGGCAUGCCCACCUACCGGAACAAGGUGCCGGCCGGGAGCCCCAUCACAAGAAUCCUGCAGGUCCUGGUGGUAGCAUUCAAGAAAAGAAAUCUUCAGUUGCCUGAGAACCCUGAUGAGCUGUAUCAGCCAACCAACGAUGACUCUGCUAAAGGCCUUGAGAUUCUUCAGCGAACACGAGGAUUAAAGUGCCUUGACAAGGCUGCGAUUGUGCGCGGCGGCGGCAGCAAUGGCGGAGCGUGGUCGGUGUGCAGCGUGUCGCAGGUGGAGGAGACGAAGAUCGUGCUCCGGAUGGUGCCCAUCUUCCUGACGGCGGCGCUGGGGUACAUGCCGGUGUCCGUGGUGCUCACCUUCACGGUGCAGCAGGGGAACAUCAUGGACACCCGGAUGGGCGCCAUCCGCGUCUCGCCGGCGACGCUCUUCGUCAUCCCCACCGUGUUCCAGCUCGCCAUCCUCGUCGUCUACGACCGCGCCGUCGUGCCGGCGCUGCGCCGCGCCACGGGCCGCGUCGGCGGCGUCACCCACCUGCAGCGGAUCGGCGUUGGCUUCGUCUCCUCCCUGGCGUCCUGCGCCGUCGCCGCCGCCGUCGAGGUCAAGCGGAGGAGACUAGUGGCGUCGUCGUCGUCGUCGGCGAUGAUGUCCGUGUUCUGGCUGACGCCGCAGUUCUUCCUCCUCGGCGUCGUCGACGUCACCUCCUUCGUGGGGCUCCUCGAGUUCUUCUCCAGCGAGGCGUCCGACGGGAUGAAGUCCAUCGGGAGCUCCAUCUUCUACUGCAUGCUCGGCAUGGCGGCGUGGCUCAACACCAUGCUCAUCGAGCUCGUCAACCGCGUCACGCGGCGGCGCGGCGGCGGCGGGUGGCUGGACGGGGCGAACCUGAACGAGAGCAGGCUCGAUCUCUUCUACUGGCUGGUGUCUGGCAUCGAGCUGGUGGCGUUCAUGGCGUACCUCCUGUUUGCGUGGAGGUAUGUGUACAGGAAUGAUCAGAGGAUUGCUGCUGCUGCUGCUGAUGCUGUUGACGAACAGGAGGACAAGAAGGCUGCAUCGAAUGGUAGUUUGGUUCAAAUUAAUCUGAUCUGAGUAAUUUGGGAACUGUAUGCGUGGGAGAAAAAGUACAUUGUGGUUGACAGUGUGAAUUAAUUAAUAUGGUGGAAAAAAUGGUUUAUGUUCUGGAAUUCUUGAUUCUUGUAGAGCAUGUGAGAUUGUGAAUAGAAAUGGUCUAUCCAUGGUAUGGAUAA
Messenger RNA from Oryza sativa Japonica Group (Japanese rice), 2216 nucleotides. Its product is annotated as protein NRT1/ PTR FAMILY 4.5. The record is from RefSeq and is a predicted model, not a curated record. Gene Ontology annotation, molecular function: transmembrane transporter activity. NCBI's taxonomy places the organism in Eukaryota, Viridiplantae, Streptophyta, Magnoliopsida, Poales, Poaceae. Gene Ontology annotation, cellular component: membrane. Gene Ontology annotation, biological process: transmembrane transport.